Messenger RNA from Caenorhabditis sp. 36 PRJEB53466, 3344 nucleotides. NCBI's taxonomy places the organism in Eukaryota, Metazoa, Nematoda, Chromadorea, Rhabditida, Rhabditidae. The record is from the annotation of a GenBank genome assembly.
AUGACUAAUCUGUACGGGUCCACAAUGUUCAUGACCCUCGAAGCGAACAAAGAGAACAUCCCGCCCGGCAUGGAAAUCAAGAAGGUGACAGCCGUUUAUGCCUCCUUUCCACCCUCUUCUUUUCUCUUUUCCAGGAGCCUUUCGUCUAUCCGGAGCCACGUGUGAUCCGUUCGAACGAUCAGGAGCAGGAGAGUCUGCUGCAGUCCCCAGUGCCAAGACCUUCUCCCGCCAUGUCGCAACUCUCCGACGCUUCCUUUCUGUCGCAAGGUUUUUAUUAUCAUUCUAACUCACAAACAUGGCUGUUUCGAGCGGUCAUUCCUGAUAACACUUGACCGUUGUCAGAGUCUCUCGCCCUUUCGAACUCUUUCCGAUUCGGUAAUACGAUCACUAGUUAUUAGCCGAGUCUGCCAACAGUUUUUGACAUUUUACAGCCAAAAUCGUAUAGUUGGUUUUCGGUGUGAACUGAUAAAAAGGGCAUUGAAGUGACCUGUAGAGAGAACAUUUUGCAGAAGGAGGAGCAGUCAACACAAGCGCCGACGAGGCGGACGAAGACGGCGAAUGCACGUCACGGAAGGAGAAGAGCCUCGGACUGCUUUGCCAGAGAUUUCUCAUCGCCAUCAAUGAGGAGACGGUUGACUCGCCAAGCAGAGAGGUUCAUCUCGAGACAGUGGCCAGGAAAAUGAGUAUGCGAUGGAACGGAAGCACAAAAGAUUAACAAAAAAACUGUUUCAGGCGUCGAGAAAAGAAGAAUCUACGACAUCGUCAAUGUUAUGGAAGCGCUGGACGCAAUGCAGAAGACGAACAAGUCGUACUACCAGUGGCAGGGACUUGAGUCGCUCCCGAAGCUGAUGUUUGACCUGCAGGUUCGUGAUUUGAAAUCACUCCGACUUUCAAUCAUCCGCAAUUUCAGAAUGGCGCAGUGGAAGAGGGUCUCCCGGAGCGGGUUCUCCGGGUCGAACAGGCCAUGUGCUCGUUCACAGAGCUCGCCUCGCCAUCUGCACGUGGAAGAGGAGGUUUCAAGGACAUCGUCGGUUCUCUUGUGUCCUGCACUUCAACCCCCACCACCCCGAGCACUUCUUUCGAUUCACUGAUCAUGAAGACGGAGCCGAACGGAAUGGAGAAGCGCUCGAGAGUGGACAGCAGAGACCGACAAGGAAGGAAUUCUCUGGCUCAGCUGUGUAGAAGAUUCCUGAUGGUCCUUCUCAGCAACCCAGUUAGUUGCAUUCUUUGCAAACACUUCAAAUGAAUCCAUUUUGCAGAAUAACAGAAAAGUCAGUUUGGACGUGGCGAGCACAGUUUUGAUCAAAGAUCCAGAGACCGAAGGAUUCGAGCCGCCAAGCAGAAGCCGUUGCAGAAGACUGUAUGACAUUGCCAAUGUUCUUGUGGCUCUCGGCCUCAUCAAAAAGGUUCAUUACCUUUUUGGAACAAAGAAGAUCCCGCUCUUCGUGUAUUGUGGGCCAGAACCAGAUGGUAAGCCAUAGCCCUUUCAAAUCUUUUUUAUUUUUUCGUUUUCAGUGAAUGGAACAUUUGACGUCUUCCAAUCAGUGGAACGUCUUCUGAGCAGUCCACAGAAUGCGCCCCAGACACCCGUGAUGAAGGCUCAAACUGACAGGAUCGUUCAGCAAAUUGCUGGAUUCGGGAAGAGAACUCUCUCCGAGCAGAACCUCGCCAGACCGUCCGGAAAUGUUCCGAAAAUGGCCAAGAUCAGAUCGGAGAAGUCGACCCCCCUUUCUCCAGCGACUGCUCCUCUGUUUAUGUUCGCGGAUUUGGCAGUAGCCGAGCAAUUGAAAUUGGACGCGUUGGCUCAUCUUUCCAGGUAUAUUUUGUGCUCACAUUGCGUAUUCCUAAAUAAACAUAAUUGCAGCCUUUUCGGAACACCAGCUGUCGCCCCUCAAUCCGCUCCCGAUACAAAACCCCUUUCGGUCCCUCCACUUCCCAUCGCCCCUCUCCAAUUGCUGAACCUACCGGAGCUCGCGAAGCCUCAUGCGCAGAAUCAGGGACCGCUCCCAUCCGUUUCCAACACCCCGAGGCCUCGCUUCUCUUUCCCGGACUACGCACCAGCUUCGUUCACGCCUUCAACGCUCCGUCCACUCGUCUCACAGAUGACUUUCCGUCGUGAAUCCCCGCAGAAAACGACAGUGAAACCGAAGCAUCUCAUGUCGAACAUCCUCGGCGAAUCGAAGAAGUACAGCAACAACGAGAACACGAACUCCUUCCAACACACCAAUUCGUCGCCAUUCCAGGUGGUGAAGAAGGGAGAGACGCGGCCCAAGUGAGUGCCGUCUUCUUAUUCUUAUUCUCGUCUUCUGUCCGAUGAUGUCACCUUACUGAUGUGUGCGUGCAUACGGCGCACAUUGCGCAACCCAGAAGCUUGCGCAAUCGAACAUUUUGUCGAGUGAGAGAGCGUUGCGAAGCCAGAGACGCACGUUCUUUUCACACCAAUCCUUCUGUCCGGUGCAUUGUGUAAUGAGAUGGGGUAUUCGCGGAUUCAGGUGACCAGAAGGAGCGGUAAUUACGGUCAGGUAUACUGUAGUAGCGGGGGAGUAAGAGAGGGAAAUAGGUUGAAAAUCGCAUGCGACGGGCGGAUGGAUUGGUGAGAAAAGUUUGACGAUGGUGUGGGCAGAUAGAGGGAGGGAGCGACGAUGGGGCGCCGAUUAGAUCUGCGCCCUCGCACGUUUUCGGAGUGACAGCCACCAUAAAUUUGGCGAAGCGGAGGGACGGAGAGAGAGAGAGAGAGAGAGAAGAAGUUACGGUAACUAUUUAACUACUUUUGGCAUGCACAUGACCUUCGUCCCGCUGUCGUCCGUCCGGCAUGGUCGGCGGAAUAACAAAAGAAGAAUGGGAAUGAUGGAACGAAUGAGUGGUUGCACAACGAGUGAAGAGCCGAGUUGCGCAACUUGCGCGCAGAAUGGCCGGAGAACGGCGGUCGCUUCAGAAGACACACGGGCCCAUUCUUUUAUGCGAUUUUAAUGUUUGUGGGAGAGAAAGAGAAGGCGAGGGACGGGCAAACACGUCAGGGACUCUCCGUUUUACAUAAAAGUACCUCUUUUAUCAUCUAAUGCUGUGGCAACAUGACCUACUUUUGAAUAUUUGUUUAAACAUUUCGAAACAAACUUGCCGCGCUGGAUGCACUCUUUUUGCGUCGCUAUCAGGAAACACGAUGACCAUUUCUGACCGUUUCUGUCUGUUUGCAUUCGCGUGCGCACGCAGAGGGUUACGGAAUGCACACAGGAACAGAAGGUCUUGCACAAUCAUGUAAACUUGACCCAUCGGAGGCAAACGGACCCUUCUAAUUAGAUCCAUUUUUCAGAAAAGUGUUCGGCGAGGUUCAAAACCUUCAGUAA